Messenger RNA from Bombina bombina (fire-bellied toad), 2409 nucleotides. Its product is annotated as T-box transcription factor T-like. NCBI's taxonomy places the organism in Eukaryota, Metazoa, Chordata, Amphibia, Anura, Bombinatoridae. Gene Ontology annotation, cellular component: nucleus. Gene Ontology annotation, biological process: somitogenesis; mesoderm formation; regulation of transcription by RNA polymerase II. The transcript is spliced from 8 exons. Bases 126 to 1421 code for a protein of 431 amino acids. Gene Ontology annotation, molecular function: DNA-binding transcription factor activity, RNA polymerase II-specific; RNA polymerase II cis-regulatory region sequence-specific DNA binding. The record is from RefSeq and is a predicted model, not a curated record.
GAUCACAACUCCUCUAGUUUUUGAAGAAACCUUAUUGAAUUGACAUCCUCUGGAUUUGCUGCAUAUUGUCCUUGCAAGUGCUACAGAGAAACUUCUCAGAGUUAGUUGUUUUUAGUUAAUAGAAUAUGAGUACCACAGAGAACAUUGUAAAGAGUCUGCCUUGCAGAAUGGAUCAUCUUCUUACUGCUGUGGAGAAUGAACUCCAAGCUGGUAGUGAGAAGGGAGAUCCCACAGAAAGGGAACUCAAAGUGAAUUUGGAGGAUACUGAUCUAUGGACGAGAUUCAAAGAGCUCACCAAUGAAAUGAUUGUCACCAAAAAUGGCAGGAGAAUGUUUCCUGUGCUAAAAAUAAAUGUCACUGGUUUGGAUCCCAAUGCUAUGUACUCGUUCCUCAUGGAUUUUGUGACCGCUGAUAACAACCGUUGGAAAUAUGUUAAUGGAGAAUGGGUACCAGGGGGUAAGCCUGAACCUCAGGCUCCAAGCUGUGUUUAUAUCCAUCCGGACUCCCCCAACUUUGGAGCCCACUGGAUGAAAGCACCUGUUUCCUUCAGCAAGGUCAAACUCACCAACAAAAUGAAUGGAGAAGGACAGAUUAUGUUGAACUCAUUGCACAAAUAUGAGCCAAGAAUUCAUAUAGUGAGAGUUGGAGGGCCCCAAAAAAUGAUCACCAGUCAUUCUUUCCCAGAAACACAAUUCAUCGCGGUGACAGCUUACCAGAAUGAAGAGAUAACUGCUCUUAAAAUCAAGCACAAUCCAUUUGCCAAAGCAUUUCUUGAUGCCAAAGAAAGGACUGACCAUAAGGACUUUAUGGAUGAAGUUGAGAAUAAUCAACAAAACGGUUACUCACAAUUGAGUAGUUGGUUAAUCCCUGGAACCUCACUAUGUUCUUCUGCAAAUCAUCAUUCUCAGUUUGGAGCCCCUUUAACCCUUUCUACAUCACAUGGAUGUGAGAGAUAUACUACCUUAAGAAACCACCGGUCAUCGCCUUACCCUAACCCAUAUUCCCACAGAAAUAAUUCUCCACCAAGCUACAGUGAUAAUUCAUCCCCCUGUCUCCCUGUCUUCCAGUCAAAUGAUCAUUGGUCUGGGUUACAGAUGCAAACACAUAACAAUAUGCUAUCAAUAAACCACCCAAACAGUUCUCCAUCCAGCUCUUGUCAAUAUCCAAGCUUGUGGUCUGUAAGCAACAGUACACUCACACCCUUGUCUCAGACCAGUGGGCUUGCUAAUGGACUUGGAACUCCAUACUUAAGAAGCUCUACAACCCAUUAUACACCGUAUAAUCAACUUGUCCCUUCACCCUCAUUGGGAUCACCUCUUUAUGAAGGUGGGACCACCGAGCUAGAAGAUAACCAGUAUGAUGUCUCAGGUCAUGACAGACUAGCACCAGCAUGGGCAUCAGUUACACCACCUUCCUUGUAAAACAAUUAUUUUUAUAAUGACAAUUGACUUAUGGAAAUGGAAACAUUUAAGAAAAGGACAAUAUGACCAGAUAACCAUUCAUGAUCCUCAAGUGGAAAAUGUCAGAUGAUAUCUAAUGUCUACAGAGAAAAUAUGAGUGACACAUUUUGGUUUGAAGAAUAGAAACAGGCCACUCAAAUAAUUAAACACAUGGGGGGGUCCAUUUAUCAUUGUGCGGACGGACAUGAUCCGCUAUAGCGAACCAUGUCUGCCGCACAUCUAUAAAUGCCGACAGCGUAUGCUGUCGGCAUUUAUCAUUGCACUAGCAGUUCUGGUGAACUGCUGGUGCAAUGCCGCCCCCUGCAGAUUCCCGGCCAAUCAGCCGCUAGCAGGGAGUGUCAAUCAGAUUGCUAUAUGCCGCUUCAGAGGCGGUGAAUAAGUUAAGACCGCUACUUCUUAACUCCUGUUUCCGGCGAGCCUGAAGGCUCGCACGGGAACAGGGGCCAUUCGGACCUUGUUAAAUAGACCCCAUAAAGUUAAUUUCAACAUAGAUUAUAUAAUGUAAAUAAUGUUUGUGAUGUUUUUUCACUAGUUUAACUUAAUUUUAUGAUAACCUGCAAAAUAUAAGUUCAAGUCAACUCAUGAUGCAAAUAAAGCCAGAUGAUGUUAAUAAUUUAAAUAUUGUUAACACAAAUCAAAGGCAUAUAUACAUCAUCAAAUACGUUCAUGGCAACCUGCUUAGAGCUAUUUAUUAUAGAUGCACAUGCUGUGAUAUUUGUACAAUUGCAUAAACAGCUAAAUGUUUUUUGAUAGUUUACUAGUAUAAACACUUGUGUAGCAAAAUGGAUAAGUAAUUGAAGCUACAUCGAGAAAAAAAGGUAAAUCAUUUUACUGUAAUUGUACUUAUUUUAUACUAACAAGGGCACUGCCUAUGAACUAUUUUUCAUAAUUGUAUAGAAUCCCAUGUAUUUAAAAUAAUGUAAGUUAAAUAAAUUACAAAUUAAAUAUG